GUCGGUGAAACUAAAAAGUCAACGCUGUAACAAGGGGGAAAAACAUGGUAAAAAAAGAGUGAAUAUUUAUAAAAAAAUUGAAAUGAAAGAUGCCCAUCUCCGAAUAGAUCUGCUUGUUUAUCGCCUCUUGCUUUCAUCUCUUGUCACCAGAAAAAACUAUUCCUCGUAGUCCAAAGCUGAACAACGGAGGUUCCUUUUGAGGAUUUGAAGCUAAUAUCCGAUGGAAGGAAUCGGAGGGCCACCGAUGCCUCAAUGGGGACAUGAUGCUUGGAGGAUGUAUCAGUAUUAUCUAGAUAAGUCGACUCCUCAUACGACUUAUAGGUGGAUCGGAUCCCUUGUUAUAGUAGCUAUCUAUUGUUUGCGGGUCUAUUCCGAUCAAGGGUUUUACAUAUUCGUGUUCGGUCUAGGGAUUUACCUACUGAAUUUGCUAUUUGGAUUUGGGUUUUUGUCUCCUUUGGUUGAUCCUGAACUCGAAGGUUCCGAUGGACCUUUGUUGCCAAUAAAACGUUCAGACGAGUUCAAGCCGUUUAUUCGUAGGCUACCCGAGUUUAAGUUCUGGUACUCCAUGACCAACGCUUUCUGCAUAGCAUUUGUCAUGACUUUCUUCUCUGUAUUCGAUGCUCCCGUCUUUUGGCCUAUACUACUUUGUUAUGGGAUCGUUCUCUUCGUUAUUACAAUGAGGCGUCUAAUCGGACAUAUGAUCAAAUACAAGUAUAUCCCAUUCAGCAUCGGAAAACAGAAAUAUUCCGGUAAGAAAGGUUCUGCUAGUAGCAGUGGUUCUCGUGGGGAUUGAAUCUCGGCCGGUUCGGAUUAGGACAUACAUGAUCAUUGAUUUUCAUCUUUGGAGAAGAUGAAUUUAUGCUGUUUAUGGAUUCUUUUUUUUUUUUUUAAAUAUGCAGCUUAUUACAAAAACAUAAGUUCAGUUUGACCCUGUUUAUACACAUUUUUAAAGAUAUGAUCAAAGAUUUUGGGGAAUUAUUGGGCAGAAAUGUAUACAUGCAACAAAAUCAUUGUUUCAUUCCUCUGAUGGUUGAUAUUGGUAGCUAAAUUGUUAGUGAUAAA
Gossypium raimondii (Peruvian cotton) is the source of this 1062-nucleotide messenger RNA. RefSeq names its product protein RER1A-like. Gene Ontology annotation, cellular component: Golgi membrane. Bases 221 to 793 code for a protein of 190 amino acids. Gene Ontology annotation, biological process: retrograde vesicle-mediated transport, Golgi to endoplasmic reticulum; protein retention in ER lumen. The transcript has 4 exons. NCBI's taxonomy places the organism in Eukaryota, Viridiplantae, Streptophyta, Magnoliopsida, Malvales, Malvaceae. The record is from RefSeq and is a predicted model, not a curated record.